CCUCUGACUCAGAAGCAGUAGUAUCAAAAAAUGAAGCUUCAGCCUUUAGGUCCUGCAUUACAGCUUUUAGAUGUUGAACUUGGGACGCCAAAUCCUUACCCCUUCUGGUCAAAAUUUCAGAGGUCUGUUUGGAUGUUCUGUCAGCAUAAUAACCCUCUCCCAAGAGUACCAUAAAUUCAUUGGUAUGAAUCAAUCGGCCAGGGAAAAAUGCAGCCUUCCCAAACGGAACCUAAAAUACCAAAACAAUACAUCUCACACAUUCAAAGUACAUUCCCAAUAUCUAGUAUCGGGAACAGAUGUAUAUAUAUAAAUAACAACUUGCCAUGAUAUCGUGGUGGAGUUUGUCGGGAAGGCGCUGAACAAGAUCGAUGAGGCUUCUGUUUUCAGCGACGAAGUCGUUUAGCUGAUCCAUCUGUUUCCGCCGCUCGGCGAUGGCUUCGUGCACACGCUGCAACGCUUUCUGAGCUUCAUCCACCGGAAUUAGUGAUGAGAGUGACGUCACCGUCCCUUUCACCGGUUCUCCCAUGGCUUCGAGUACUGGAAUUGGGGAAGAACUACAAUCUCCGCCGAAUAGCCGGCGUCAGAAAACUAGGAAAGCCCAGUCGCUGUCGGGGUUUUAGAGCGGUUUUUGAACCUACGACGUCGUUUUAUCGCCGCAUUUAGUACUUCUCGCCUUUUCGAAAUUGCCCCUUUUCUUUGCUUUUUCGCUCAAUUUCGAGGCCAAAAGUUUAUGUUUUUCACCCGCAGCCGAUUGGAUGAUUGUUCUUGUCUUUUCCACCCCGACUCAAAUUUCUUUUGCGUACAGAGUACAGCCGCCCUACAAGGAGGGAAUCCCAAAACGGCUUUUCCGCCCAGCAACAAGCGUAGAGAUAGAAAGUUAACUCUCACUUCUCAGUUCCCAAUUCUUUCUCUCUCAACACCUAUGCAUCCUAUUUUCCCUCGAUAGAUGAACUAUCAUGUUUGAUCGGAACUUCUUUCAAUAACUACUAGUAGAGAUGGAUUUCUGGUUUGGAAAUUGAACUGUGAAGACCUCUCUUGUUUCAAAUGGAAAUUCUACUGCUUCUUAGUAGUAGUUGAGCUCUCAACCUCUUGAUCGUUGUUUUCGGUGUCUCAUGUGGUGGUUGUCGUGGUUGGGUCGCUACCUUCCAAUUUGACUUCUUUUCAAGCAACCUAACUUCCUCUCUCUCUGUCUCUGUCUACAAUUUUAUUCUAAAUACCCUAUCAGCUAAGCUGUUUCGUGGAGGAGAAGACUUGAAACUGUUUUUGAAAUGGGCGCCUUGAAAAGAUUGGAUCUUUGGGGUGUGGGGAGAGGAAAUUGUGAGAUUUUGCUGAGAUUUUCGUGGGUUUUGUAUUUUGCCUUUUCUCUCUUCUGUCCGGCGAUUGCCCUCAGACCUUUAAGGGAGAGGUAUCAGUCCUGGGGUGACGAGUGGCUCUUCGUCAGGAAGGAUGAAAAUCAAAUGGGCCCAUUUUCUGCUUGGAAUAUCACAGGAACAUAUAGAGGGUCUUGGAGGUUCCUAGAUUCAGCAAAUAUGACUACUAAGUUUCCUGACUUCAGGAAAUCUAACGGCAAUACUGUCCUUGAAUUGAUAAGUACUCCAACAAAAAUAACAGGUGUACACUAUAUUCAGGGGGUGAUGGUUUUCCAUGAUGUUUUUGAUAAUGAACAUGAAGCUACUGGUGCUCAAAUUCGUGUAGAAGGUGUAUACAUAUGGCCCUUCAGACAACUCCGUAUGGUAGCUUACAGUGGCAAAGAGGGUGAGUUCAGCCAUGAAGAUGAGUAUCUCUUAUCAAAUCCUUAUCACCUCCUUGGAGUUUUUUCGUCCCAGGUGUUUCAGGAGUCUCCUCGUGAUAAAAUUUGGAAAAGGAAACACUCACCAAUUUAUGAAAUGGAAAAGCAUUGUAACAUUGAAAUUGCCGCACAUAUUUCCCGCAUCUCAUCCACCCAAAAUGAUGAAGAUCAUGAUAGAUAUCAUUUAGAAGGAUUAAUGGAAAGUCCUUCAGUAAAUGAUGAUGGAGAUUGCUUUUCUCCAAUCCUAUUGAAUGCUUCUUCUAUCAAUGUUGAGGUUUACUACAACAAAGCAGUGAACUACACAUUGAUGGUCACCUUUGUCUCAUUUCUUCAAGUUUUAUUACUGAUUAGGCAAAUGGAACACAGUAACACCCAAUCAGGUGCUGCCAAAGUUUCAAUUUUGAUGAUUGGGCAACAAGCUAUCAUGGAUGCUUAUUUAUGCCUUUUGCAUCUGACUGCUGGGAUACUUGUUGAGUCCCUCUUCAAUGCUUUUGCAACUGCUGCAUUCUUCAAGUUUGUGGUUUUCUCGAUUUUUGAGAUGCGGUACCUUCUUGCCAUCUGGAAAGCAAGGAGACCUAUGAAUAGCGGAGAGGGUUGGGAAGCAAUGAGACGUGAACUCUCAGUUCUGUACAGUCGUUUCUAUGGCAUACUUUUGGGUGGCAUAUUGGUCAUGUAUGAAUUUCAUAAGUUUCUACGGAUCAUUCUUCUCCUUUUGCACUCUUUUUGGAUACCUCAAAUUUUAACUAAUGUCAUUCGUGACUCGAGAAAACCGCUGCAUCCUCAUUAUAUCUUAGGAAUGACUAUUACUCGGCUAGCAAUUCCAUUGUAUGUCUUUGGCUGUCCUCACAACUUCAUGCGCAUAGAGACAGACAAGAAAUGGUGUGUUUUCUUGGGCAUGUUUAUGGGCAUUCAGGCCUCUAUUCUCCUUGUGCAGCACUAUCUUGGAUCUAGGUGCUUCAUUCCUCGUCAGAUUUUGCCAGAGAAGUAUAGCUAUUAUAGAAAGUUUGAUCCGGAUAAAGUUCAACCUAUUGACUGUGUUAUAUGCAUGACCUCCAUUGACCUAAGUCUGCGUUCGAACGAUUGCAUGGUGACGCCAUGUGAUCAUUUCUUUCAUUCGGGCUGUUUACAAAGAUGGAUGGACAUAAAAAUGGAGUGCCCCACUUGCCGGCGGUCGCUUCCUCCAGUCUAAGCAGAUUGUAUUGUUUAUAUGUUUAUAUGUAUUACGGAGUAAUACAGCUCUGCUGAACAAUGGCAACCCUAGUAGGAAAGGUAUAAUGUGAUUAUGCUGAAGUCGGCUCGUUUAGACACCCAAACUAACGUAGGAGAUUGCAAUCUUGAAUGUACACAAUACUCAUGAAGAAGAGUUCAUCAACGCAUUGCUUAUCUUUGUAAAUUUUAGUUCUUUCUAUUCACAAAUAUUAGAUUUACCUCUGAGAAGAAAUGAAGAAUGUGACUUCUGAAAUGCCAUCAAGAAUGGUUAUAGAUUCUUGGUGUUCACAAGCCAUAGUGUACAUGCACUCUCAAGGAUUAAUAAUAAAAAGCUCAAAAUAUUUGUGCUUUAAGGUCCUUUGUUUUUUUCUAUCUUAUAUUUCAGUCUCUACAUUUCAAAUGCAAUAACUAUGCAGGAACUGUAAUGUUGUGGAAAUUCCGACUUAUACAUGAGACAUUUUAAAAGAAAUGAAU
Cuscuta europaea is the source of this 3472-nucleotide messenger RNA. Lineage: Eukaryota; Viridiplantae; Streptophyta; Magnoliopsida; Solanales; Convolvulaceae. The record is from the annotation of a GenBank genome assembly.